CGUGUGUGAGGCUCCCGAGGCCCGGAUGGUAUGCGUGCGGGCCCGGCCCGGAGCGGACGCUCUCGCUGCGCCGGCUUUCAGCGGGCCCCUGAGAGGCCUGUGAGGUGGAGGUCGAGCCCGGCGGAGCGCAGGUGCUGACACCUAUUCUGGACUCUACACUUGGCAGUGUUGGUGACCGAGCAGGCUGAAGUCCAGGAAAGCACCUGCUGGGUCAGCUCCAUCCCUCCCUUGAGAACCUGAUUCCCUGCUGCAGAGGAAAGCAGCAGCCGGCACAGACACUCCAGGAAUGCACCAUGCCAAUAGUCGAUAAGCUGAAGGAGGCUCUUAAGCCUGGCCGCAAGGACUCAGCAGAGGAUGGGGACCUGGGCAAGCUGCUGGCGGCCUCUGCCAAGAAGGUCCUUUUGCAGAGGAUUGAGUUUGAACCUGCCAGCAAGAGCUUCUCCUACCAGCUAGAGUCCUUGAAGAGCAAGUAUGUGCUGCUGAACUCCAGGGCCGAGGGAGUGAGUCGCCACAAGAGUGGAGAUGAGCUACAGCCCAGGAAACCAGGCACCGAGCGUGUGUCUGGAAGUGGAGGCGACGGAGUCCCUGCCCCACAGAAAGUGCUCUUCCCUAUGGAGAGACUGUCGCUAAGGUGGGAACGCGUUUUCCGCGUUGGCGCAGGGCUGCACAACCUGGGUAACACCUGCUUCCUGAACUCCACCAUUCAGUGCUUGACCUACACGCCGCCUCUGGCCAACUACCUGCUCUCCAAAGAGCACGCACGGAGCUGUCACCAAGGAAGCUUCUGCAUGCUGUGUGUCAUGCAGAACCACAUGGUCCAGGCCUUUGCCAACAGCGGCAAUGCCAUCAAGCCCGUUUCCUUCAUCAGAGACCUGAAAAAGAUUGCCCGGCACUUCCGCUUCGGGAACCAAGAGGACGCACACGAAUUCCUGCGGUACACCAUCGAUGCCAUGCAGAAGGCCUGCUUGAACGGCUAUGCUAAGUUGGAUCGGCAGACGCAGGCUACUACCCUGGUGCAUCAGAUCUUUGGAGGGUAUCUCAGGUCCAGAGUGAAGUGCUCUGUGUGCAAGAGCGUCUCAGACACAUAUGAUCCCUACUUGGACAUAGCCCUGGAGAUUCGGCAAGCUGCAAAUAUUGUGCGCGCUUUGGAACUUUUCGUGAAACCAGAUGUGCUGAGUGGAGAAAACGCCUAUAUGUGUGCUAAGUGUAAGAAGAAGGUUCCAGCCAGCAAGCGCUUCACCAUCCAUAGAACAUCCAAUGUCCUAACUCUGUCCCUCAAGCGCUUCGCCAACUUCAGUGGGGGGAAGAUCACCAAGGAUGUUGGCUAUCCCGAGUUCCUGAACAUCCGCCCAUACAUGUCGCAGAGCAGUGGUGACCCUGUCAUGUAUGGGCUCUAUGCUGUCCUGGUGCACUCAGGCUACAGCUGCCACGCUGGGCACUACUACUGCUAUGUGAAGGCUAGCAAUGGACAGUGGUACCAGAUGAAUGACUCCUUGGUCCAUUCCAGCAACGUCAAGGUGGUUCUGAACCAGCAGGCCUACGUGCUCUUCUACCUGCGAAUUCCAGGCUCUAAGAAAAGUCCUGAGGGCCCUGUCUCCAGGGUGGGUUCCACUCUUCCCAGUCGUCCCAGUGUCAUUCCAGAUCACCCCAAGAAGAGCCCUGGCAAUGGGGUCGUUUCUUCCCCACUGAUGGCAAAGCGACAAGACUCUGUGAUGAUGAAAAAGCCACAGGCCCCUGAGGAGGUUGGUGUGCCUGUAUCUAGGAAUGGCUCCCUCCCAGCCCUGAAGUUACAGAAUGGAUGUGUUCCUGCAAAGACAUCUGCCGGGUCUCCUUCUCCAAGACUCACCCCCACACCCACACACAUGCCUACGAUUCUGGAUGAGCCUGGAAAGAAGGUGAAGAAGUCAGCUCCCCCACAGUCUCUCACUGCAUCCCCCACUACUUCUCAAGGCUCUCCUGGGACCAGCGAAUCCAGGAGUCAGCGACCUGGGUCCUGGGCAAGCAGGGACACCAUCUUCUCUACCUCCCCAAAGUUCCUGGUCAAAGCCUUUGCUAACGGGCACAGGCUGAAGGGGGAAGGCAGUGGUGUGGACCUGGAGAAGGGGGCUUCGAGCGGCUCAAGCCCUGAACACUCUGCCAGCAGUGACCCUGCCAAGGCCCCGCAGACUGCAGAGGGCAGAGCUACACAUUUCUGUGAUUCUCAGGGAACAGACUGUCCCACCACUGGCCAUUCCAAAGCACUGCUGAAUGGAGCAGAUCCCAAGAUAGUAAAGCUGAAGUCCCCUGCCCUGAGCAGCACCGCCUCUGAGCCCACAAGCCUCAUGUCUCCUCCACCAGCCAAAAAACUGGCCCUGUCGGCCAAGAAGGCCAGCACCCUGCGGAGGGCGACCGGCAAUGACAUCCGUUCACCUCCCCCCUCAGCAUUCUCCGACCUCACCUACCCCAUGAAAGCCACCCACCCCGUCGUUGCCUCCUCUGGGCCUGUCAGUAAAACCAGGGCUGUUGCACCUGCUCCCCGACCAUCUGCCCUCCCGAAGCAUUCCAUCCACCCCCACUCUGCAUCACUGUCCAGUAGUAGCGCCAAGCCCUUAGGGACAUCAGAGCCACAGAGCUGCCGCUCCUCUGCCUGGAUGCCCCUGCCUCAGGUCAACGGGCACUUCAUGUCCCACUUACACCAGCUGCCAGAGGCCAGCGAGGCCCCACACAGCCCCUCCAGAAAGAGGAAAAAGACCCCUAAUGGAGAUCCCCAGAGACUGGGUAUAGAUACACAUCUCCCACAGUGCCUCGGGGGAGCACCUGCAGCAGUACGCAAGAAGAGGAAGAAGAAGAAGUACCUGGAGGAUAUGGCUGCCAUGGCUCCCCAGCAGGAAGGCCAGUCUCAGGACCAGAAGGAAGAGGGUACACAGCCCCAGGUAACUGACCAUCAAGUGAGUCACAUCCUGGACAGUCACCAUGUGAGCAGCAGGAAAAGGAGGAAGAGGAAGAGAUCAGAAAGACUUAGCCAGGACGCUGUCCUCUCCCAGAGUCUCCUACAGCAUGGCUGCUGUCCUGCAGACCACUGUGGGCCUGAGGCCAGGACAGAGUUGCAGAGGAAGAAGAAGAAGAUAAAAAGGACACAUGCCUCACAGCAGGAAGAGGAAGAAAGCCAGCACCCAGAAGGCCAGAGGAACCCGAGGCCCAAUGUCACCCCAGUCCCUGAGUUGAGCGUGAAUGGCCAUCUUUGUAGUGACCGCCUGGGACUGGGACAAGCGCCUCUUGUUGGCUGGAACAGAGAUCAAGAACCCGAUGUGGUCCAGGCGUUGCUCCAGGACUCAUCUGAUAAGGCUUAUGGGAAAAAAGUUUUGACCUGGGAUGGUGAGCCUUCAGCAGUCAGUCAGGAUGCCAUCAAAGACAGCAGGUUGGCCCGGACCCAGACCGUGCUUGAUGACUGGGAUGAGGAGUUUGAUCGAGGAAAGGAAAAGAAAAUUAAAAAGUUCAAGAGAGAAAAGAAGAGAAACUUCAAUGCCUUCCAGAAGCUCCAGAGCAGACGGAACUUUUGGUCUGUGACUCACCCUGCUAAGGUCGCCAGUCUCAGCUAUCGCCGCUGAGCUCGCUGUGCUUGUUAGAGGAAGACCAGUGCACCUGUGCCACUUCAUCCCAAAGCUGUCACAUCACAUCCUGGGAACUGUCCACUUGGUUCUGAGGAGGGGCCUUGUGCAGACUCCACUGCACUGUGAGCCUGCCAUGGUGGAGGCUCCUGGUGCCACUGUUCACAGAUGAUCUAACAUAGAAGCCCUGGGGCUUCAGCUCAAGGCCUCUGGUCGCAUUCAUAACGAACUUCGCAAGAGAAAGACUUGCCUGUGGUGUCAUGCCGACAGUAACCCAGGAGACAUCUGCAAAGGCUGAGCAUCCUUAUAGACCCUGGGGUCUAGGUAGGAAACCCCUCUGUUCCUGGUCUGGGGUUGUCAGAGACAAGACUGGGGCCAGCAUCUCCCAGCAUGUCCUUCACUCAGGAUGGUGGCAUGUUAGUGUCUCUUCUGGUGAGCCCUCCUUUACUCUGCUGGAGCUGUAUUGUGGCCCUAUCCUCAAAGGGCCUCUGUAUGACUGACUGUCAGCUGCAGAACCCCUGGUGACUGCUCUGCCCCCCACCCCCAAGUGCAUCUCCUCGAAAGGCCUCCAUACCUUCUAGAAAUCAGCAGCUUCUAGGCAUAGGAGAGCCUUGAAAUACGUGCCAGCGCCUCCGCUUCUAAGGCUGCUAUCCCUGCCGAGGUGACUUUGACGAGCUUCUCCUGCAUCUGCACUAACCUACGGGUCUCUGUCAAGGUGGUGGUCUUUAGAGAUGAAUUAUCCGUUAUUUUACUACUUAUGAUAAAGCAUUUAUUUUUGAACAGG
Messenger RNA from Arvicola amphibius (Eurasian water vole), 4371 nucleotides. It is a transcript of the gene Usp36, whose product is annotated as ubiquitin specific peptidase 36. Gene Ontology annotation, molecular function: cysteine-type deubiquitinase activity; cysteine-type endopeptidase activity. Gene Ontology annotation, biological process: protein deubiquitination; regulation of apoptotic process. The record is from RefSeq and is a predicted model, not a curated record. NCBI's taxonomy places the organism in Eukaryota, Metazoa, Chordata, Mammalia, Rodentia, Cricetidae. Gene Ontology annotation, cellular component: nucleus; cytosol.